Molecule: messenger RNA, 711 nt
Organism: Prorocentrum cordatum
Lineage: Eukaryota; Dinophyceae; Prorocentrales; Prorocentraceae
Source: the annotation of a GenBank genome assembly
AUGACGCCUCGAGCGGAGGCGCGAGUGCCCGCGGUGCGCAUGGGGGGCCGUCGCGCGCGGCGCUGCAGCAGCGCUGCAGGGGCGGCGCUGGCGGCCCUGGCCCGCACUGCGGGCGGCGUGCCAGUCUGCCGGGGCGGGGCCGUGGCCGAGCUGGAGGUCUACAGGCUCCACAGGGCGGGCCCGAACGAUGCGGCCUCGCUGGCGAACCGCAACGCGGGCGACGCGAUGGGCGACAUGCACUACGUCUGCCUGAUGCACGACGGCGGGGGCUACCAGGACAGUCUGGUGAGUCGGUGGCGCGUCACCGUCAACACCUCGUGGGGGCCAUACGCGGUCUGCAACACGAUGCUGGGAGAUCGCUGCCUCGGGCUGCCAGGGUCCAAGUACGUCGGUCGGGAGAGCGCCGUGCACCAUCACCGCAGGGGGCAGUGCACGGCCAACGCCGCCGGCGGGAGCUGGCUGUCGUUCCCGGCGGACGGCGAGUGCGCCGCAGGCCAGCCCGUCGGCGCCGCGGGGUGCACCUGGAAGGCGGAGCGCGCGCGGACGGUGGCGGCGCGCUGCGUGCUGGAGGAGCGCGGCCUCGCCCGGCUGUGCAGGGAGACCCGCGGCACAGGCCCGUACGGCGCCGCCGCGGGCCUCCUGGCCGCGGCGCUGGCGGGGGAGCCGGGCGCGGGCCCCGGGGGCGGCCGGUGCCCCGACGCGGGCGCGGCG